This is a messenger RNA of Lepus europaeus (European hare), 1474 nucleotides long. RefSeq names its product occludin/ELL domain containing 1 (gene OCEL1). The record is from RefSeq and is a predicted model, not a curated record. Gene Ontology annotation, biological process: bicellular tight junction assembly. The transcript is spliced from 5 exons. The coding region runs from base 565 to 1155 and encodes 196 amino acids. Gene Ontology annotation, cellular component: cytoplasmic vesicle; bicellular tight junction; apical plasma membrane. Lineage: Eukaryota; Metazoa; Chordata; Mammalia; Lagomorpha; Leporidae.
GGCCGCGUCCACUCCCAGCUCGGCCGGCCCAGCACCCCCGUGGGACCCCGCGGUGUGCACACCUUGGCCCGCGGGGUGGCACCGAGCCCCAGGCAGUCGACUCGCUCACUGCACCUGUGCACUGACUUCCAGAAAACGAAGGGUGAACGCGCUCCAGGCACGCAGCGGGCCAGGGUGCAGAGGGGCCUGCCCGGGCCCCGCCUACUUCACCAAGCCCCGCCCCCAGGGCGCCAGAGCCCUCCCGGUUCACCAAGCCCCGCCCCCAGGGCUCCAGGGCCUUCCCCAUAUCACCAGGCUCCGCCCCCCAGGCCUCUCCCGGUCUCAUCAAGCCCCGCCCCGGGGCUCCAGGCUCCGCCUUCUCCCUACGGUCUGACCCCGCCAGUCGCGUCCAGCGCGGCCUUUGCACAACCCGGAACAGGUGCCCUUCCGGCCGACGCAGGCUCGGACCGCUGGACGCUGGGACAGGCCGCCCGGAGACCAAUCCCGCCGCGCGCGGGCCACGACGUCCCCCGCAGGGCCCGCCCCCCGGCCCGGGGACCCCCGAGCGGCGCCCACCCGAGGCCGAUGCCCGCCCGGGAACGCACCAAGGCCCGCAGCUCCCGGCGACGCCCGCAGGCCCGCCCCCCUGGCCCAGGACCCCCUCAACUGGCGCCUCGCGCCCCCAAAACCAGCGCCCCCCAUCCUCGGUGCCAGCCACAGCCCGCGGCCCAUGGGGCGAAGCCCAGGAAGAUCGUGUUCGAGGAUGAGCUGCCUUCGCGGGCCUCCCGGGGCACCAAGCGACCUGUCGGAGCCGCCGCCACCCAGCCCCUGCCCAGGCCUGACCCGGUACCCGACUAUGAGCUUAAGUACCCGCGGGUGAGCAGUGAGAGAGACAGGAGCCGCUACGCCGCCGUGUUCCAGGAUCAGUACGGGGAGUUCGUGCAGCUCCAGCAGGAGCUGGUGUGCGCGCAGGCGAGACUCCGGCAGCUGGAGGCCCUGCUGGCCUCGGUGCCCCCUCCGCGGAGCCAGAGGGAGGCCCAGGCCGCUGACCGCGUGUGGAGGGAGCUGGAGAAGAAGCGGACGGUGAGCCCCGGCCCCAGCCCCCGCGCCACCCGGUUCCCCCGCACAUACCCAUUUCCAAGGAGGGGAAAACCGAGGCUGGGCAAGGAAGGGUGAGCUCGCCCCGGCCAGCACGUCCCGCCUCUCACCCCGCCCAGGACCCCCGGCUUCCUGGACAAGCAGGCCCGCUGCCGCUACCUCCAGGGUAAACUGAGGCACCUCAAGGGGCAGAUCCAGAAAUACCAUGAGCAAGUAGACAGCGAGGGCUCCGUGUACUUCUGAUUCUGGCCACGGCCUGGGGGCUCUGCUUCGGCCGCCUCCUCCUCCAGGAAGCCUUCCAGGGACUUCCCUGCAGCCCGGAACCCGGCAGGACUCCCCCGCCCCAGGAAGUAGGGCUUGCUCUCCAUCCCAGUGGAAUAAACAUGUAGUAGACGCC